Drosophila guanche is the source of this 1044-nucleotide messenger RNA. Its product is annotated as high mobility group protein DSP1-like. The record is from RefSeq and is a predicted model, not a curated record. Lineage: Eukaryota; Metazoa; Arthropoda; Insecta; Diptera; Drosophilidae. The transcript has a single exon. The annotation marks the transcript as partial.
AAUCUACUCUUCCAGUACUGCGGCAGCAGCAGCACGACGAGCAACACGGGGAGUGCUGCAAGUGGCAGUGGCAGUGGCAGUGGGAGUGCUGCAAGUGGCAGUUGCAGCGGACGCUCGCCACAAUUGCAAAUGGAGCAGCAGCAGCAGCAGCAGCAGCAGCAGCAGCAGCAACAUCAUCAGUCACAUCAUUUGCAGCAGCAGCAGCAGCAGCAGGAGCAGGAGCAGGAGCAGGAGUCACAUUUGGGGGUUCACUCCUUUGGCUAAAGGAUCCCUCCACAUACAUAUCUAACACACACACACACACACACUGACUCCCCCCGUUCCUCUUCCCCUCUCUCUCACUCUCACUCUCUAUCCUAAAUAUAUUUCAAAAUAAUUUUUUUUUUUUUUGUGUAGUUAAUAAAAGUGUUUUUUUUUUGUCUAAAUAUAAAUACGAGUAUAAAUAUAUAAAUACAAAAAUAAACUAGAUCCAUGUAUAGAAAGACGGUGAAUGAAUGAGAGUUAUCCCGAUACAUCCGAUACAUAUAUAAAUAUAAAUAAAAAUAUAAAUAUAAAUAUAUAUCUAGCCUAAGCCGCCAGGAUCAACGAAGUAAAUGAGUGAUAAAAAGUAAAAAAAACAAAAGAAACAAACAAGAAGAAACAGAAACAAACAUUUGUUAAUAGUCGAAGAGUAUGCCCGCGGGAUCUCAGACGAUUCGGGGAUGUGGGGGGUAGAUGCAAUACGUGUGUGGUAGGAGGAGAGCCCCCGCAUUCCCUAUACAUAGAGCAGAAGCCGAGCGGAAGGAAUCCACUUCAAUCCCCAAGCCAAGUGUCAGAAUACACUCCAAUUUGUGGCACUUUCGAGUGAGGGAAAGGUAGGGGAAACAGAUCAGCUCUCAUAUCAUAAUAUGUAAACCUUAAUUCCAAGUUUCAAGUUCUUUAAAUAACGCUAAACAAAACACAAAAAAAAACAAAAAACAAAAAGCAAAAACACGAAAAAUAUGAUCAAGUUUCAAGUUCAAAUCAUCAUUUUGUCGUCUUUACAUAAUAAAACGAAUAAUUAAA